This is a messenger RNA of Patiria miniata (bat star), 1355 nucleotides long. RefSeq names its product proteasome subunit beta type-7-like (gene psmb7). Bases 51 to 869 code for a protein of 272 amino acids. Lineage: Eukaryota; Metazoa; Echinodermata; Asteroidea; Valvatida; Asterinidae. Gene Ontology annotation, cellular component: proteasome core complex. Gene Ontology annotation, molecular function: threonine-type endopeptidase activity. The transcript is spliced from 7 exons. The record is from RefSeq and is a predicted model, not a curated record.
AGCGCCCUCUGUUGACUAUCGUGACUAAACAUUUUACAUGUAAAUUCAGCAUGGCGGCUCCGUUGCUCGCCGAGCCUCAAAAAGGUGGAUUUGUCUUCGAAAACAGCAGACGGAAUGCACUACUUGAAAGGACUGGACUGAAAGCUCCAAAAGGAGUCAAAACAGGAACCACAAUAGCUGGCCUUAUCUUCAAGGAUGGCGUUAUUCUGGGUGCAGAUACCCGAGCGACAGAGGACACAAUCGUGGCCGACAAGAACUGCUCAAAGAUUCACUACUUGGCUCCAAACAUUUACUGUUGCGGAGCCGGUACUGCCGCAGACACUGAGGUGACCACACAACUGAUAUCCUCCAACCUUGAGCUGCACAGCUUGUCAACUGGCAGGGAAGCCCGCGUCGUCACUGCUAACCGCUUGCUUAAGCAGAAGCUAUUCAGGUACCAGGGACACAUCGGAGCUGCCUUGGUUCUAGGCGGUGUGGAUGUGAAAGGACCUCACCUGUACAACAUCUACCCCCACGGCUCCUCCAACAAGCUGCCGUUUGCCACCAUGGGCUCUGGAUCACUGGCAGCCAUGGCUAUGUUUGAGGACAGAUACAAGCCCAACAUGGAGGAGGAAGAGGCCAAGCAGCUGGUGCGCGAUGCCAUCGCGGCCGGCAUCUUUAACGAUCUGGGCUCGGGCACCAACGUGGACCUCUGCGUCAUCAAGAAGGACAAAGUGGACUACCUCCGGCCUUACGAUGAGGCCAACGUCAAGGGAGUCAGGCAAGGUGACUAUCGCUACAAGAGAGGUACCACAGGGGUUCUGACCAAGACUGUCACACCGCUGGAGUUUGAGGUCGUUGACACAGUGGUGUCCAUGGAGACCUCAUGAUCCCAAAAAUUAUUCCCUUUCAUCCCAUUAUUAUAAAUGUUUGUGUGUGUGUUGAGUUGUUUCAUUGGAAAGUCCAUUUUGGUUACUCAGUUUCUGUAUGAAUUAAACCAAUCCUGUAUUAGUUUAGAUUGGUUACUUUGUUGAAUAAACAACUAGUUUAGGCUUUAGAAAUAUUUCUCCACAUUAAUGAUAAAAAACCUUGGCUUUUGAUUUCUCUAGUGAUAGUCCUGUUUACUGGAAAUUGAAUCCUAUUACAAACGUUGCAUAAUGUAUGAUUUGGAUCAUCGUUGGAGCAACAUUGACCCUUGAAAAGGUUUAAUAACAAAGAACAGCGAGGGUUUCCAAAGACUUUAAAAACAUAAAAGUUUUAAGCAAGGUCAUUUUGUGAUUCAAAAGGAAUGUUAAACUUCAUUUAGCGUUCUUCUGUAACCCAGCAAAAUAUGGUUUUGUAUCGUCCCAUGAAAUAAAAAUAAAAACUCAAAAUGA